UCAGGUGGCCUUGGGAGUCGAAAUCGUGUCUUUCACCGCCAAGCCUCGCCGAAACCUUAGCUCGAUUUCGACCACAACAUCAUCCGACCCCGACCUCUUCGAGUCUUAUUCUCCUUCCUGACAUCAUCCCCCCUCAACCAAAUAUCGUUUGGCCGUACCCUAACUUCGUCUGUCAUGCACGCUACCCAGCAGAAGCUCAUCCAAUCCCACGUGAAAAAAAUCACCCAACUAGAAACGCAGUCCAAAACCAAACAACGCACGAUUGAGUCUCAGACUGCGAAGAUUUCGGAAUGGAUUCCAAGUCCUGGGCCCAGGAGAAGCUGAUCGGAGUCCAAGAAGCGAAGAUUAAGAAGAUGGACUCGCAAGCCAUCUCGGACCGAGCGCUCAUUGUGGCUCUUGAGGACAAGGUCUCCAAGUUCGAGUCACAGACCGAGGCUGACAAGCUGAUGAUCAAGGACCAAGGGAGACAGAUCUCUGAGAUGGAGUUGGCAUCAAAGGUUCAGGACGGCCAGUCCAAGGUGUACCAGGACGAGCUGAAGGCGCUGCGGAAGGAAGUGAAAGCGCUGGAGGUCAAGAACAUUGACUUGACCAAGCAAGUAGCGGAGAAGAGCAAAGAGGCCGGCGAGAACUGGGCCAAGAUGAGGGCAGCGCAGGCCAAGAUUCGCGGCAAGAAGAAGGAUUUCAAGGAGAAGGAGGCGAGGCGUGCUGCAGUCAUGAACGACUGCACCCCGGACGCAGUAGCGUUGGCGGAGAAGGUUGAGGCUGAGGCGGAGGCGGAGGCGGAACGGGUGAAGGCUAUGAAGAAGUUGUAAGUCCCGGCUUGUUUUGUGGUAUCCCUUAACCUUCCAGUCUCCGACGGUCGCCCCUGUUCCCUCAAUUUCGACUUCAAAGACCAACCCUUUCGAGCAAAGUGACGCGGAAGACAUUGUAGGUCAGC
Molecule: messenger RNA, 937 nt
Organism: Mytilinidion resinicola
Lineage: Eukaryota; Fungi; Ascomycota; Dothideomycetes; Mytilinidiales; Mytilinidiaceae
Exons: 1
Coding region: 291-812 (173 amino acids)
Source: RefSeq, a predicted model, not a curated record